Dibothriocephalus latus is the source of this 223-nucleotide messenger RNA. Lineage: Eukaryota; Metazoa; Platyhelminthes; Cestoda; Diphyllobothriidea; Diphyllobothriidae. The record is from the annotation of a GenBank genome assembly.
GUUCUCGUGCAGCAAUGUAAAUCAGUGGAAGACAGGAAGAACCUAAUCGCGGCCUCUGAGAUGCUGCUGGGCACGGACAAGAUGGGCAAGCGUUUCAAAUUCAUGGCUAUCCUGCCUCGCGGGGACACAGCCGAUCAGGCUUACGUGCCGGCUGGCUUCUUUCCCACCUGGCCGAGCCCCUCCACUCCUUCUCCACCGCCGCCUUCCUCCUCUUCGGAGACAU